Messenger RNA from Aethina tumida (small hive beetle), 1887 nucleotides. RefSeq names its product mini-chromosome maintenance complex-binding protein. The transcript has a single exon. Gene Ontology annotation, biological process: DNA-templated DNA replication. Lineage: Eukaryota; Metazoa; Arthropoda; Insecta; Coleoptera; Nitidulidae. Gene Ontology annotation, molecular function: chromatin binding. The record is from RefSeq and is a predicted model, not a curated record. Bases 115 to 1836 code for a protein of 573 amino acids.
GUAGUUAGUACGUCCCAUAGAAAAGCUAAACGUCCAGUGGUUUUCGCGCCUUUUUUAUUGCUGUUAAGCUCAGAGUAUCUGAAACUGUGCUGCUGAAAUUUAUUGUUUAAUACAAUGUCAUUAAGUGAAUUUACACCAGAAAACCUCCGACAAAAUAGAGACACAUGGUUGGGCUACUUGGAAAACGCAGAUAUUUGGAACAGUAUCCCUCUGCUAAACGUAAAUGAGCCCCACAAUUUCAAGCACGAAAGUCCUGUUAGAUUUCGUGGAAUGGUACAAGAUAUGCGCAGUCCUGAAUUCUACUUGGAGGAAUUCGAAAGUGUCAACUUAGACACCAACGAGAAGACACCGAGGUACGCCAAGUACGCAGAUGAUUUUGUACUAAAGGAAAAUGAAAAGGUGGAGUUUGAACGUGAAGAUUUCAAAAAGGCUGAAAGACAGUCUUACGUUGUUAUUUCAACGCCUGGUUUAAACAGUUGGGUGCAGAUUUAUGAAGAGCAAAUGGAAAAAAUAAAUCCAAUUCCUGUUGAAGAAGUGAAAAGCGUUAAACGGGCAGUUGAAGAUGAAGAAAUGGAAACUGAACCAAUCGAAAUCAAACCACAGACCAGUAAAAAACAAUGCACACAAGAGAAUCAACCAUCAAUAAGCUCUGAGGUAAAAAAUAGUAUAGUUUUGAGAGAACAUUCGAAGAGUUUUCCUUUGCCAGAAAGAUCUGGCAAGAAGUGUCAGAUUAUUUUAUAUGAUAACUAUGAUGAAUUGAAACUGAAUGAUCUUGUGGAAUUGGUGGGAUUUCUUUCUUUUAAUCCAGCAUCUCAGGCUUGUAUAGAGGAGGAGGAUGAGUCAAAAUUUGGAGUGCAUCAACCACCAGUAUCGAUUGUUCCAAGAAUCCACUGUGUUAAGUACAAAAAAGUAAUACACAAUAAUCCCCUAAUCAAAGAUGAGGUACUUCCCACUGAAAGAAUGCAAUUUUUAAAAAAAGAAUUGAUGAUUGUUUUAACACAGUUACUGUUGGGUGAUACAUUAGCUGCAGAGUAUUUAAUCUGUAAUUUGGUGUCGGAGGUUUACCUUCGUAAAGACAUGUUGGCUUUAGGAAAAUUUUGUUUGAAUAUCUCGAAUGUACCACAGUUUGAAAACAUUGAUUAUGUUAAAACAUUAUAUGAGUUUAUUGAAAUGUUAGUGCCAAAAAGCCAUUAUUUUCCAAUGACAUUAGAAAACAUGAACAACCUACCAUUUGUUCCCAAAAAGGAUUAUGGAACUGAUAAUUUAAACAGUGGCAUUUUACAAUUAAGUUCAAACACACACUUAGUGCUAGAUGAAACUAAACUAUCACCAGGAAAAUUAAACACUUCAGGUGUAAACAACUUAAGAGCAUUAGCAUUGAGUAUCAAAAAUCAAAAAAUCGCUUACGAUUUUCAGUAUUAUCCUGUAGAAUAUAACUGUGAUAUUCCCUUCUUGAUUUUGUCUGAAGGAAAAUCUAUGCUAACACCAGAUUGUCUUUUAAAAUUAAAACCUGAGGCUUCUUGUAUCAGCACAUUUGAAGAAAUACUCCAAGCAGCAAAACAUUUCUUAAAACCAGACCUUUUAAAUGAGCUGAGAAUUUAUCUUACAUUAGCCAGGCACACAAAAUAUGAAAUCAAUGAUGAUAUUCAAAAUUUGGUGCAACAGGAAUUUGUUAAUAUGAGGCAAAAUGAAAACGGUGUGACAGCUGACGAUUUGCACAAUCUUUUAGUAUUGGCCCGUCUUGUAUGUAUUUCAGAAGGCAAAAAUACACUUGAUGAUUCAUGCUGGAAAAAAGCCUGUGAAAUGGAGCAAGAGCGCAAAAUCAGAAUUACUUAAUGAUAUUUGUUAUUUAUUUUAUGUAUUUUUUUAUUUAAAUAAAAACGUUUU